Molecule: messenger RNA, 941 nt
Organism: Trichogramma pretiosum
Lineage: Eukaryota; Metazoa; Arthropoda; Insecta; Hymenoptera; Trichogrammatidae
Product: chymotrypsin-2-like
Exons: 4
Coding region: 207-941 (244 amino acids)
Biological process (GO): proteolysis
Molecular function (GO): serine-type endopeptidase activity
Source: RefSeq, a predicted model, not a curated record
CGUAAAAUACGAUAUUUGCUCGCGCAAGUGUAGCUUCUCGCGAGGCGCAACGAUAAGCUCGUCGUGAUUUCAAAUCGAUUUUCACAUAAGAAAAAUCGAGAAUAGUCAACGGUGACUUUGCCUUACCGGGCCAAUUUCCGCACCAAGUCUCGAUUCAGUAUGUCACCGCCGACGACUGCACCUAUUUCGGCUGCGGCGGCAGCAUCAUGGACCAGUGGCACGUCAUAACCGCCGCUCACUGCGUCACGGACAACGUCACGCACGAGAUCCUCGACCUGCCCUGGACAGUAGUCGCCGGAACGGUGGACCUGAAGAAUCGCGGAGUCGCCGUUUAUCACGACGUUCACAUGGUUUUCAUACCAAAGUCAUUUAUGGACAAUAGCCCGGGAGAUUUGAAUCACGAUAUAGCAGUUUUGAGGCUGAGACGUCCGUUACCGCUCGGCAUCCAUCCCUACUUAGGAUCGAUUCAAUUACCCAGAGCAGAUCAGUAUUUACCACCGGAAAAUCAGACGGUGGUCAUGUCUGGAUUCGGUACUUACUACCAAUCUCGUCAACUGAAUGGCGACGUAACGUCGGGCCCGAUAAGUCAAUUUCUACGUUUCGCGCAAGGAAUCAUAAACGUUCCGGAUGCUUGGGGAUGCGAAGACUUUGAAGUAUGCGUCGAGUCAUUGGGAAGGAGACAAGGUUAUCUGCAAGGAACUUGCUACGGUGACAGCGGCGGUCCACUUUACGACGAAAAGACCAACAUUUUAAUCGGAGUCAUCAGUUACUUCAAUUACGCGGCAUGUGGAGACAUAGCCAGAUUUACAAGGGUGUCGGCUCAUCUGCCUUUUAUUGCUGACGUCAUAUUUAACAAUUUCGAUGUCACUGUAUUAUGGUGGAGGGAACUAUUACAUAAUUUGGAAGGAAUGUUUCCUCUUCUUGCUGUUUGCGACAUUUAA